This is a messenger RNA of Acaulospora morrowiae, 791 nucleotides long. The record is from the annotation of a GenBank genome assembly. Lineage: Eukaryota; Fungi; Glomeromycota; Glomeromycetes; Diversisporales; Acaulosporaceae.
AUGGAAACUAAUAUAUACGGAAAGGAAAACAAUAAAUCGAGUCUAUUCAAGGCUGAACGACAAGGUGAAACUCGAACCAAUCCUAAGAGGAUUGCGCUCGCACAAAAAAACGUUAACACGCAAGAUGCAAAGACGGAUUAUUUCAAAAAACGAAAUGAUGGUGAAAAGUACAAAGUAGUCAUGAAAUCUCAAAAAGAUUCAGACAAUGUAAGAAGGAAUGAAAAAAAUGCGGUCUUUGUUCAAAGAGAGCAAACCAAAAACCUCGGCAGACACGAAUUACAUACAAGAAAGGAUGGCGUCAAGAAUCCUAGUCAAUCAAAACAGACUGAAAAUACUCCUGUGAAAGCUAAGAAUGCAUCUCGUAAAGUCUGGUCAUUAGACGACUUUGAAGUAGGUGAUCCUCUUGGCCAAGGACGAUUUGGACGCGUUUUCAUGGCUAAAGAAAAAAAAAGUGGUACAAUUGUUGCGCUAAAAGUAAUAUUUAAAAGAGAUUUGAGAGAGCAUAAGCUUGAAGAACAAUUGAAACGAGAAAUUGAGAUUCAAUGUCAUCUGAGACACCCAAACAUUUUGCGCCUAUUCGGUUUCUUUCACGACAAGGAACGCGUUUAUUUAAUAUUAGAAUAUGCAGAGAAAGGAGAGUUAUAUAAGCACCUAUUAAAACGCACCAAAUUUUCUGAGCGUGAGGCAGCAAAGGCUCAUAUGAAGCCAGAGAAUUUGCUGUUAACAAAAAAUGGAUCCAUUAAAAUUUCAGAUUUUGGAUGGGCGGUUCACGUUCCUUCGAAUCAACAAAG